AUGUCCCCCAGAAUCACACGCUCCGCUGCAAAGCUCGCUGCAGAGACUCCAUCCACGCCUGGCACGCGUACAGACCCACCUCCCACCUUCAACCCCUCGGCCACAUCCCAACCUCGGAAACGGAAAGCUACAACUCGUCGAGAUAAAGACUGUCCAAAAACCGACCAAGAAGCCCAUCCUACGUCCAGCUCACCUCCACGGCGAACAAAGAGGCCGAGGACUACUGCCCAGACUACCAGUUCACUCCCUGGGCCCCGUACUCGCUCUCCAGCCCCACGAAAAACCCGUCGACAAGCAGAAAUGUCCCAAUCAGGGUCCUCUUCGCGCCAGGGUGAAGACCAGUCGAAACCUCCAAAGCAAAAAUCAGUCAAAGCGAGGAAGCCAUCGCAAGACACUGGCUCGAAUCAAGUGCCCAACUCCGAACACUCCAAGAAACAGCAGAGUAAAGGGGACUCGGAUAUUACAAUGAAUGAUGCGGAUGAUAUUCAAAAUGACAGUGUGGGAAAAAGCGGAACCCGCAUGUCAUCACCGAACCUCGGUGGCCAACCGUCAAAUAACUCUAGUUUACAUGAAAGAGAUAGCGAUGAUCCUUUCCGGAAUCACUUAUUUGGAUCUCGGAGCCCCUUGGAAUUGCAAAGCACUCUUCGAGCGCUGAGUGGAAUGAUGUCUGGUAUCUCCUCCAGAUUAAGAGAUAUUCUUGUGAAUCUAAGAAUGAAAGAAGAUCCAUCAAUUCAACUUAUUGCGUUGCAAGAACUUUCAGAUCUUUUACUGGUAUCCAAUGAAGAUACACUUGCUGGCCAAUUCUCUUCGGACUCUUAUGUCAAAGAGCUUGUUAGUCUAAUGGAACCUGGCGAAAGCGGCGAAGAGAAUCCAGAAAUCAUGUUGCUUGCGUGUCGCUGUCUGGCAAACUUGAUGGAAGCCAUUCGGGGCUCUGUCACGAACGUUGUAUACGGCGGUGCAGUUCCGGUGCUUUGUCGAAAGCUUUUGGACAUUCAAUUCAUCGAUCUUGCGGAACAAGCUCUAAGUACACUCGCCAAAAUUUCUGUGGACUUUCCAUCUUCCAUCGUACGCGAAGGAGGGUUGACAGCGUGCUUGACUUACCUUGACUUUUUCCCCACAAGUACACAACGUACAGCUGUUACAACAGCUGCUAAUUGCUGUCGUAAUCUUCCUACCGAUUCAUUCAAUGUCGUCAAAGACGUAAUGCCCACAUUACUGCAUGUCCUUUCUAGUAGCGAUCAAAAGGUCAUGGAACAGGGUUGCCUUUGCGUUUGUCGAGUGGUAGAAAGUUUCAAGUACAAACCAGAGAAGCUGGAAGAAUUGAUCAAGCCAGAUAUGCUCAGAGCAAUCCUGCGUCUUCUCCUGCCGGGGACUACUAAUUUGAUCGGCUCGCAUAUUCACACUCAAUUUUUACGCGUUUUGGCAAUAACCUGCAGAUCAAGCCCUCAGUUAUCAAUGGAACUUCUUAAAAUGGAUGUUGUCGAUACACUUUAUCAGAUUUUAACCGGAGUGUCUCCCCCAUCUAACCUCAAUGAUGGUCUGGUCAAGAUAGACAGCGUUCACAUAAUGCAGGCUCUAAUUCAUCGACCACGAGAACAAAUAUAUGAAACAUUAAAUGUCAUCUGUGAACUCUUACCCAAUGUUCAGGAUGAAGAAGCUCUUGUUCACAACCACGUGUAUACUGCGUUUGAGGAAGAUAUUAUGCCAUACUCAAGCUCUCGCAGAGAAAAGUUGACUGAAAAACGGGUUGGGUUGCUCAAAUCUUGCCAAAAUGAAAUGAAGAGAUUUGCUACUAUUCUUUUACCCACUCUCACUGAUGCAUAUUCCAGCACAGUCAAUUUUGGUGUUAGACAAAAAGUGCUUCUUGCGCAGUUAAAAAUGCUUCAAUACCUAGAUGUUCAGAUUAUUCAGGAUGCUCUCCGCAAUGUACCUUAUGCGUCAUUUUUGGCUGCAAUCUUGUCCCAAGAUGACCAUUUGUUACUUGUGGCAUUGGCUCUUCGGUGCGCGGAGCUCCUAUUUAAACGCCUAAGAGAGAUUUAUCAGUAUCAAUUUCACCGAGAGGGUGUCAUCUCGGAGGUUACUAAAUUUGCUGAGAGACCCUUACCAGCUCAAGAACAUGCGAAAAAAUUAAAUAAACCUGCCGUGGAUAUUGAAAAUGAAAACAGUUCUGAUGAUGGAAGAAACGAAAGUCAUACUCAUGAUCGCAGUGAGCCUCAUGACAAUGAUGGAGACAGUGAUGAGUACGAUGAUUAUCAUGAAACCUAUAUUGAAGAUCAUGAUAACGUCCAUGAUCAUGAUAAUAUUUCGGAAUCAGGUGACUCCUCUGCAUCAGACGCCGUCCAGUUUCCUAUCCCACAGUUUACAAAUGAGAAACUAGUGGUUGACUACGCGAAAGAUUUCCUGCAGCUUUAUGAAAGCACCAAAGGCAUUGAGCUACAUGACAAGGCAUUCAAAGGGCUUCAGACUCUGAAGUCGCUUGUCUUAGAAAUAGCAAGCUGUUAUCGCUGUUCAAAGACAGACGAUGGCUACUUACUUUUUCAACGGCUUUCCUCAUAUUUCUGCAACGAUGCUAUCGACAGCAUCACGAGUGCAGAGCUUCUCAAUUCUGGCGUAAUCCAAACCUUAUUGGAUGUUAUUGGUAAUGGUAAAAUGGGGACUACAAGCAAUGCUCGAACCGAUUUCUUACGUGCUUUUAUGGCUCAGAAUAAUUCCAACAGCAGCGACACUGCAGCUCCCUUUGGCAUUUUAAUCCACAAAUUGCAAGACUUGCUUAGUCGAACAGAGCAUUUUGAAGUGAUCACUGUGCAUCAUAACUCUUACGAAAGUCGAAACACGUCAUCAAUGCUGUCUAAGCAGAUUCGUCUCAGAAUACUUGCUGAAGAUGAAUCAGACAUUCCAAAAUCGUACCGAAAUAUGAUGGUUUCCAUCCACGCAAUUGCAAAUUUCAAAGCACUUGAUGAAUAUCUUCGGCCAAGAAUAGCUCUAUCAGAGCGACCCAGGUCCAAAAAAACCAUUGACCCGAUCCUUUCGCAGCCCGGAAGUUCUUCUCGAACGAAGGAAUCCUCAAGUGAUGGAAGAGCCUUACAUUCGACUGAUAAGAACAAAGAGCCUACUCCUACACGGCUAGGGUCAUCCAGAGCUCGUAAAACUACCCACGCCUCCAAAACUUCUGAUAAUACAAAAGCCGGUUCUAGUACAUCCCCUCAAACAGGGCCAUCUGGGAACUCAAAAGAUCGAUCUAGCCGUUCUUCUCGACGGUCGACCAGACGACAGCCUCCCCCCCCACCUCCUCCGGCUCUGGAUGAUGAGAGCGAGGCGUCUGAUGAGCCCUUGGAGUGCGUGGAUGAACGGAGACUUGCAGCUGAUAACGGCGGCGAUGACGACGAAGAUGAUGAAGACGUUGGUGGUCCAUUGGACGCCAUUGUCGACGACCUUGAUGGAGAUAUGUCUGAGGCUAGUAUUGCUGACCCAACAGCAGUUAAUAUGGAAGUUGCUUCCAGUGGGAAGGUGACCGCCCGAAGGGAUGAUGGAACUCAAAUCCCGACGCCUUCACAGUCAGCGUCUACAGCAAAUGCCCCUUCUACGUCGGCUUCUUCUGCUGCGCAGGCCUUGCGAAAUUCUCUGGCAUUGGCAGGUCGUCCAUUUUCUUCAUACGCGGCUGCAAUGGCUUCCAUUCCCCAGGACUGGCAUAUUGAAUUUAGCAUUGAUGGUAAACCCAUCACACAUGACACAACAAUUUAUCGGGCAAUUCAUCACAAACGUAACCCCGUGCCCGACAGCUAUUCUGGAAGCGUGUGGUCUAAUAUCCACACGAUUCGCUUUAAGCGUGUGCGGGGCCCUCCUCCUUCAGAGCCUUCUAGACCUACUACAGCAGUGUCCCAGAUACCUGAGAGUGAGGACAAUGAGGAAUUACCAGAAUCCCUGAUGGAGGCCGCAACUACUGCUGCUAUUUUAAGACUGCUACGUGUUUUACAUCGACUGAACUCUCAAUUAGAUGAUAUAUUGGCAGAAACGAAAGAGCCUCUAGGAGCUGUUGCGGAGCCACUGGCACAAUUCAUCAACACUAAGCUUACAGCGAAAUUGAAUCGACAACUCGAAGAACCAUUAAUUGUAGCCAGCAACUGUUUACCGAGCUGGAGUGAAGAUCUUGCACGUCACUUCCCGUUCCUUUUCCCCUUUGAAACCCGUCAUCUCUUCCUCCAAUCCACAUCAUUCGGCUACGCUCGCUCGAUGGUGAGAUGGCAAGGCUCCCAAUCUGCAGAUGACAAUAGAAAUCAACGCAGAGAAGAUCGCCCUUUCUCUCGGCUUCAACGGCAAAAGGUUCGGAUUUCGAGAACUAGGAUCCUGGAGUCCGCUAUGAAAGUAAUGGAGUUAUAUGGCUCCUCUUCCAGCGUUCUCGAGGUAGAGUAUUUUGAAGAAGUGGGCACUGGCCUAGGGCCAACUUUGGAAUUCUAUUCCACAGUGUCAAAGGAAUUCUGCAAAACGAAGUUGAAUCUUUGGCGUGAACACGACACCGAUGGUGACGAAUACGUCUAUAGCAAGCGUGGCCUUUUUCCAGCUCCUUUGAGCUCGGAACAACUGGCCCAGGAUUCGGGCAAAAAGAUUUUAGGUUAUUUCAAAGGCCUUGGGAAGUUUGUUGCGCGUUCCAUGCUAGACUCGAGGAUUGUUGAUAUCGCAUUCAAUCCUAUGUUUUUUCGGAUCUCAAAUAACUUGUCGACUUUUAAGCCAUCUAUUGGCGCCAUUAAAGCUGUGGACCCUGAAUUAGCGAACUCGUUGCUGACUAUCAAACAAUUCGCCGAUGUAAAGUCUGAGAUCAAGGCCAACUCCUCUCUAACUACCGAACAAAAGGCACACGACAUCCAGGCAUGCGAAGUGGGUGGCGUAAAAAUCGAAGAUAUGGGGCUAGACUUCACUUUACCGGGUUAUCCUAGCAUUCAACUAUUACCCAACGGGGCCAAUGUCCCGGUUACAAUGGAGAAUGUUGAUCUGUAUGUGGAUACAGUCCUCGAUAUGACUUUGGGAGGUGGGGUUUGUGAGCAACUUGAGGCCUUUAGAUCGGGAUUUUCUCAAGUAUUUUCUUACUCUGCCCUGAGGGCCUUCACAGCAAACGAAUUGGCGAUGUUAUUUGGCCAGGUGGAAGAAGAUUGGACAAUUGAAACGUUGAUGGAUUCGAUGAAAGCCGACCAUGGCUUUAACAUGGAUUCCCGUAGUGUUCGAAACUUGCUCGAAACAAUGAGCCAGUUUGACCUACAGCAGCGUCGUGAUUUCCUACAGUUUGUUACUGGAAGUCCAAAGCUUCCCAUUGGGGGUUUCAAGAGUCUUACCCCCAUGUUCACUGUGGUUUGCAGACCAAGUGAGCCUCCGUAUACGUCCGAUGACUACCUUCCCAGCGUGAUGACCUGCGUCAAUUAUUUAAAACUCCCCGACUAUACGAGUGCUGAAAUCCUUCGAAAACAGCUCGACAUUGCUAUGCGCGAGGGCCAGGGUGCCUUCCAUCUCUCGUAA
This is a messenger RNA of Ophidiomyces ophidiicola, 5505 nucleotides long. RefSeq names its product Ubiquitin fusion degradation protein 4 (gene UFD4). Gene Ontology annotation, molecular function: ubiquitin protein ligase activity. Bases 1 to 5505 code for a protein of 1834 amino acids. Lineage: Eukaryota; Fungi; Ascomycota; Eurotiomycetes; Onygenales; Onygenaceae. Gene Ontology annotation, cellular component: nuclear speck. Gene Ontology annotation, biological process: protein polyubiquitination; proteasome-mediated ubiquitin-dependent protein catabolic process. The transcript has 7 exons. The record is from RefSeq and is a predicted model, not a curated record.